UUAUCCGCUUUGUCAACUCCAAUUCAGAAUUUCUUUAUCCGGAUUUACAUUUGCUGGAUUGGGUGUCUGUGGGUCCUCUUUUCGAGUGAAGUACAAUUUGGGUUCUUUAGUUCUAGGGUUUUCAGUCUUGAUUGAGGGGAGAACUCUGUUUGCUGAGAAUGAUGGCUUCUCCUGCUGCUGCUGCACCUCUUCCAUCACAAAAGGAGCUUGAGGAAAUGCUCAUUGAGUCUGGAAUUGAGCUCUCUACACCUCCUUCAUCCACUGGCGAGCUUCUCAGCCUCCUUGAACUGAAUCAGAACUGAAGAGCAUAGGGCAAGACCCUUCAGUGUCGAUGAGAAAUGUACUUGAGCCAAUUAAAAAAGCGCUGAUUGAAACAAAACUUCUGAGACAUUCUGAUAAAAUCAUUGAGGUUUCUGUUGCAUCUUGUAUCUGUGAAAUUAUGAGAAUAUCUGCACCCGUUCUACCCUAUGAUAAUACAGAAAUGGAGGUCGUUUUCCAUCAGAUUAUAGCAUCCCUUGAAAAGUUAUAUUUCAUUGAUAGUAACUACUAUAGUAAGGCUCUGAGAGUUCUUGAAGCGGUUGCGAAGUACAGGUUGUGUGUGAUGCUAUUGGAUUUUGACUAUGUGUUAGCUGUUAACGUUUUCCAACUGUUUCUCAAAAUCAUCAGCUUCAACCAUACCAAUGCUGUGUUAAGAUACAUGGUAGACAUCAUGUCUCAGCUCAUAGAAGAAAGAGAUGAAGUCUCACUAGAUUUUCAAGUUUCCAUUCUUGAUAGCCUCAGAAAGGAAACUCUGGCUACUGCACCUUGUUCAUCGAUAUUGGGAAGCGAAGUCUUGGAAAAGUGUGCUGCCAAAUUGAAGCCUUGUCUUUUAGAAUUAAUGACAAAUAUGAACAUGAAUUUGGAUGAUUAUUCUAAAAUACUUGGCUCAAUAUUGCAUGAAGUUCCUGAGGGAGAAAACAUGGUGGAAAAUGCUGGUUCUGUACCACCUGUAGAAGGAACAUUUGCUCUUCAACUUCCUCAGGUACCACUACUGGAUGCCACUCAAACAAUGAAUAACAAUAACAAUAACCUGGAACUUGAUGGGUCAUUGAAGGCAUCUUUUGGGAUGAACGAAAGCAAACGCUCUGAUGAAGAACCUACUAUCAAGAAGGAACAAGAGAAGAAAUCUUGGAGCUCAUUGGACAUUAAUGCAACUUCAAUUGCGUUAACUUUGCCAGCUGUAACUGGAAAGGAGUCUGUGACUAAGCCUGAUGUGUUAGCCCCCAGCAGCACAAAAAGUCCUUGCAAAAGGGGCCAACCAAAGAAGAAUCAGACAGAUCUCACCGUGCAAAAGAGAUAUGAAGGGACUAGGUCUGCCCAGAGAAAACUUAAAGAAAAGGUUUUAUGAGGGGGUGAUUUCUUCUUUUAACCCUAAGACAGAAAAGCACAAGGGGCGUGUAACUGACUGACUUUGCUUUCUGAUUGAGUAAAGAGGAAGAGGAAGGGAGAUAAGGACGCCGUCGUUUUACUUUUUUUAAAAAAUCAUUUUUAA
Messenger RNA from Ipomoea nil (Japanese morning glory), 1531 nucleotides. RefSeq names its product sister chromatid cohesion protein PDS5 homolog B-A-like. Gene Ontology annotation, biological process: mitotic sister chromatid cohesion; DNA repair. NCBI's taxonomy places the organism in Eukaryota, Viridiplantae, Streptophyta, Magnoliopsida, Solanales, Convolvulaceae. The record is from RefSeq and is a predicted model, not a curated record. Bases 332 to 1387 code for a protein of 351 amino acids. Gene Ontology annotation, cellular component: nucleus; chromatin. The transcript has 8 exons.